Molecule: messenger RNA, 3134 nt
Organism: Lethenteron reissneri (Far Eastern brook lamprey)
Lineage: Eukaryota; Metazoa; Chordata; Hyperoartia; Petromyzontiformes; Petromyzontidae
Product: monoacylglycerol lipase abhd6-A-like
Biological process (GO): acylglycerol catabolic process
Cellular component (GO): membrane; AMPA glutamate receptor complex
Molecular function (GO): monoacylglycerol lipase activity
Source: RefSeq, a predicted model, not a curated record
GAGACACGGGGAGACACACGGGGAGAGAGACACGGGGAGAGAGAGACACGGGGAGAGAGAGACACGGAGAGAGAGAGACACGGGGAGAGAGAGACACGGGGAGAGAGACACACGGGGAGAGAGACACACGGGGAGAGAGAGACACGGGGAAACAGGGUAGCGAAUACACGGGGAGCAGAGACACUGGGACACAGGGAGACACGGGGACACAGGGAGCCACGGGGACAGAGAGAGACGGAGACCUGAGGCCACGCGUCGCCCCUGCCAAGGAUGCUGGAGUCCCUGUCGGGCCUGCCCCUGCCCCUUGACCCGAUGACCUUGACCCUGUCCCUGCCGCUGCUACUCUUUGCGUACUACUGGCUCUUCCAGCCGUCGGCAUUCCUCUACCUGCACGACUGGUACUGGCGAACCCAGCUGGGCUUCCAGAUACGCGAGUGCCACUGUGGGGCCUUCACGUUUUGCUACUCGGAGCUGGGCCGGCGUGCCGGCGGCGGCGAUGGUGGUGGUGGUGCCACCGGAACACGGCCCAGCCUCCUUUUCCUGCACGCGUUCUCCGCCAACAAGGACAUGUGGCUGCCCCUGCUGCGGUUCCUGCCACGUGACCGCCACGUGGUGUGUGUGGACAUGCCGGGUCACGAAGGGACGACGCGCGCACAUGGUGACGACUACUCCCUGCAGGGGCAAGUCAUCCGCAUCAAGCAGUUUGUGGCUGCGGUGGGGCUGGACGCGGCUCCGUUCCAUCUCCUGGGCACGUCCAUGGGUGGCGGCGUCGCUGGUGUCUACGCAGCCACCCACCCCGGGGAUGUCCACACACUCACUCUCAUUUGUCCCGCCGGUCUGGAUGCGCCGACGGAGAGCCGCUUCGUGGGGGAGCUGCGGGCAGCCGAGGCCGCGGGCGAUUUCACCGGCGUCUCCCUGAUCCCGCGCUCGCCUGCGCAGGUGGCACGCAUGCUGCAGCUGGUGACGUACAGCUUCAAGCUGCCGCAGCAGAUCCUGCAGGCCAUGGUGGAUGUGCGGCGUGACCACAACGAUUUCUACCUCCAGCUGCUCACGGCGAUAACAGCCGAGCGGUCGCGAUUCCGUCUCCACGAGACGAUGCACCUCAUAACGGCCCCGACCCUCGUCGUCUGGGGCAAGCAGGACCAGGUGCUGGACGUGUCCGGCGCGGUGCUGCUCUCGGCGGUGCUGCCGCGGUGCCGUGUGGAGCUGCUGGACGACUGCGGCCACACGGUGACGAUGGAGCGGCCCCACGAGACGGCGCGGCUCCUCCUCGCAUUUCUCGCUCACACCGAGUCUGGGGGAUAGUGGCCAAGGGAUAGGGAUGAGCAGAUAGGGGAUAGAGACUAGCGGAUAGGAGAUAGGAGAUAGAGGCUAGCGGAUAGGGGAUAGAGGCUAGCGGAUAGGGGAUAGAGACUAGCGGAUAGGGGAUAAGAGACUAGCAGAUAGGGGAUAAGAGACUGGUGGAUAGGGGAGAGUGGAUAGUGGCUCGUGGCUAGGGGCUCGUGGCUAGGGGCUAGUGUCUAGGGGUUUUGGGUAGGGAGCCAAAGGCCCCCUAGAGGCGAGCACUAUACAGGAUGUGAUGUACCGUGUGAUACUAACAGGGAUGGCGCGGGCUUGAGCCGUGGGGUGCAAUAACGACUCUCAGUGCUUGGUCUAUCCACUGCUGGAUGAGGGCCUCCCCCUAGAGUCCAACGGAGGGGGGGGGGGUAUGGGUGGUGACGCCCAACAGGCGAGGUGCAAUAUUAACGGUGGGCAACGCAAAGGUGCCGAUUAGCCGAACCACUGCCGACGGGUGCUACGUCCGAGCGCGUUUCUAUCGGUCACGCGAUAACGUAAUACAGAGUAAAUAUAUAUGUACACAUUUGUAGUCGUUGUCACCAGCAGGCAUGGUCUAUCCGUGUGUGUGUGUUUUGAACCUCAUUCACACUGUACGUUAAAAAAGGGGGGAAGGACUGCUCGGCACUCUUCUCGUUUGCGGUUGUGCAAGGGCCCCAUGUGUGGUGCCGUUCUCGCGUGGUGACGAUUACGUGUGGUGACGGUCAUUAAUUGUGAUGGUCAUGCGUGUGUGUCCGGUCACGCAUUGUGAUGGUCAUGCGUGCGUGUCCGGUCAUGCGUGUGUGUCCGGUCAUGCAUUGUGAUGGUCAUGCGUGUGUGUCCGGUCAUGCAUUGUGAUGGUCAUGCGUGUGUGUCCGGUCAUGCGUGUGUGUCCGGUCAUGCGUGUGUGUCCGAUCACGCAUUGUGAUGGUCAUGCGUGUGUGUCCAGUCACGCAUUUUGAUGGUCAUGCGUGUGUGUCCAGUCACGCAAUUUGAUGGUCAUGCGUGUGUGUCCGGCAUUGCGUGUGUCCGGUCACGCAUUGUGAUGGUCAUGUGUGUGUGUCCAGUCACGCGUGUGUGUCCGGUCAUGCGUGUGUGUCCGAUCACGCAUUGUGAUGGUCAUGCGUGUGUGUCCAGUCACGCGUGUGUGUCCGGUCACGCGUGUGUGUCCGGUCACGCAUUGUGAUGGUCAUGCGUGUGUGUCCAGUCACGUAUGUGUGUCCGGUCAUGCGUGUGUCUCCGGUCAUGCGUGUGUGUCCGGUCACACAUUGUGAUGGUCAUGCAUGUGUGUCCAGUCACACGUGUGUGUCCGGUCACGCAUUGUGAUGGUCAUGCGUGUGUGUCCGGUCAUUCGUGUGUGUCCGGUCACGCAUUGUGAUGGUCAUGCAUGUGUGUCCAGUCACACGUGUGUGUCCAGUCACGCGUGUGUGUCCGGUCACGCCAAAGGCCUCCUAGAGGCGAGCGCUAUACAGGAUGUGGUGUACCGUGUGAUACUAACAGGGAUGGCGCGGGCUUGAGCCGUGGGGUGCAAUAACGACUCUCAGUGCUUGGUCUAUCCACUGCUGGAUGAGGGCCUCCCCCAUGCCACGCGAGGGUGGGGGGGGGGGCACGCAUGGGAGCCUAGGAGCCUAGGAAUAGAGUCCAACGGGGGGGGGGUGGGUAUGGGUGGUGACGCCCAACAGGCGAGGUGCAAUAUUAACGGUGGGCAACGCAAAGGUGCCGAUUAGCCGAACCACUGCCGACGGGUGCUACGUCCGAGCGCGUUUCCAUCGGUCACGCGAUAACAUAAUACAGAAUAAAUAUAUAUGUACACAUUUGUA